AUGGCGAUCCAUUACCUCAUUCUCCUAUCCCGCCAGGGCAAAGUGCGUCUUGCGAAGUGGUUUACCACAUUGUCCCCCAAGGACAAGGCCAAGAUUGUCAAGGACGUCUCCCAGCUUGUCCUCGCCCGGCGAACGCGCAUGUGCAAUUUCCUCGAAUAUAAGGAUACCAAGAUCGUAUACCGUCGCUAUGCGUCCCUUUUCUUCAUUGCUGGUUGCUCCUCGGAUGACAACGAGCUGAUUACCCUCGAAAUCAUCCACCGAUACGUCGAGCAGAUGGACAAGUACUACGGCAACGUGUGCGAGCUGGAUAUCAUCUUCUCCUUCACCAAGGCAUACUAUAUCCUGGAUGAGCUGCUGCUUGCUGGCGAGCUCCAGGAGAGCAGCAAGAAGAACGUGUUGCGGUGCAUUGGACAGCAAGACUCUCUCGAAGAUAUGGAGGUCGAAGACGAAGUCACCAAGCUCAUGUAG
Messenger RNA from Ilyonectria robusta, 468 nucleotides. RefSeq names its product adaptor protein complex AP-1 small subunit. The record is from RefSeq and is a predicted model, not a curated record. Lineage: Eukaryota; Fungi; Ascomycota; Sordariomycetes; Hypocreales; Nectriaceae. Gene Ontology annotation, biological process: vesicle-mediated transport; protein transport. The transcript is spliced from 5 exons. Bases 1 to 468 code for a protein of 155 amino acids. Gene Ontology annotation, cellular component: AP-1 adaptor complex; intracellular membrane-bounded organelle. Gene Ontology annotation, molecular function: clathrin-cargo adaptor activity.